AUGUUCUCCCUACUGAUCCCUGGCCGUGCACUACUCCCACCACCAGCACCUAUCAACCCAGAAGGAACACAAUUUGCAUUCAGCAUACCGACAGUCCCGCACUUCUCUCACCUCGUCGUCUUCCUAUUACCAGGCAACACCUUCCCGCCAAACACAGCCGCCGGAGUACACAUCCAACUACCGGGCCAGGACGGCUUCAAGUUCCUCGGCGCCAUCGCCGAAGAGAAGCCCAGCGCGAUCUUCAAAGUCAACCUGCCGGCGCAACAGCAGGCGCAAGGGAUCUGCCAAGUGGGAAUCAGUAUCGAGCCUAUGGACAGUAUACGAAAUCAGCUGGCAGCUCUUGAGAGUGAGAAGACGGCUGGAGGCAGCGGCAGCGGGACUGCCAUCCAACCGCCAAGCACGAAGAUCCUAGCACAGAGAAUCAUCAAGAACGCGUUCAACUUUCUGGCAAGCUUUAGCGGCACGUUGGGUCCUGGAGGACAGGAGGUAGUGCCGUUGAAGAGCUUUGAGGAGUGGUGGCGCAAGUUUGAGCGGAGGGUGGAGCUGGAUCCGGGAUUUCUGGAGCGCGACGAUCAGGCUGAACGUGUUCUGCAGUCAUGCUACGGUGGCAUGCGUACGUCUAGCUCGACAUCUGCAAAGUCGGUUCAGCAAACUAUCUAG
Molecule: messenger RNA, 660 nt
Organism: Cyphellophora attinorum
Lineage: Eukaryota; Fungi; Ascomycota; Eurotiomycetes; Chaetothyriales; Cyphellophoraceae
Exons: 1
Coding region: 1-660 (219 amino acids)
Biological process (GO): protein import into nucleus
Cellular component (GO): nucleus; cytosol
Molecular function (GO): nuclear import signal receptor activity
Source: RefSeq, a predicted model, not a curated record